AUGCCCUCUCAACACUACCCACGGCAUCUGUCCGCGUAUUCUGGCAUCGAGCCACGGCUGCGGCCAAUGCGUUCAACGCAUCACCGCACCAAGCAGUCUCAGCUCUUUCCGUGCGUGGCCUUCGAAAACGGGUGGGGAAAAUCUAUCCUGUGCGCCUGUUCCGACUGGCUCCGCGCGAGGACGGCACCCGCCCGCUCUGACGACGUCCGUGGGCACUCGAAUGACGAGCGUAACGAUGGCGCGGACCACCAAGGGAAUCUCACCGUCAAACUUUCUGUGGCCCGCCCCAUCCCGCCACCACCUAUCCCGCCUCACGACGAGGGGCGCCCCCGGCGCCCAAAAGCCGGCCUGUACUAUGGCAAACCCAUGCACACCCAGAGGGGAGAACGCUGGGCAUACACACGCCCUGGUCCAACGACAACAAAGGCCGCCAUGGCAGGCAGAAGCAGACGCACGCGUAGCGAGCGAAGUGCAGGACCCUACUCGACUCCCGGCCACUUCGGCAACGCCUUCUGGAGCGCUCACUGCGACCUCGGUAAUGACAAGAUACAAACCUGCGCCGUCUCUUCCGCUGCCAUGCAACCGGUCUUUGAGGAGCGCAUGAACCCAGCCGCCCAUUCACCGCCAAACUUCCAUGCCCCAGCCACCAUUGCCGCCAGCACCAACGUUCGCAACCCAAAUUCAGUGGAGGACGCCGCACCGCCGGACGAGACCUUCCACGACCCGAUGCUCGGGGCUAACCGCAUAAGCUACGUGCUCUACGCCGCCAACAGGGUCCUCCUGUUUUUGGGCCCAUACGGUCUACAUGCCCAUCUCACAUGCCUGUACAACUACGCCGGACAAAAGCAACCCCUCACGAAUGCACUCAAGACAUACCUGAUCACCUUCAACGUCCUUCCAGCCCGCGCUGUUACCCUGCGUUUUGGAGACACGGCCCUCACGUACGUCCGCAAACUGACAUAUUACGUCGGGAUUCCGCCCAAGUCUGACGUGCGGACCAUCUGCAUGUGCCUGUACGAGAAGAUCAAGACGAGGCCUACGCGCGCGUCGUGGUGGACAAUCACCGGCAUGUGUAACGUACUCAAAGACCUUCUGCCCGCGGUCGCACGGCUCCUGUAUACGGCUCGUGUCGACGCACUGCUAUGCGCCGGUGCGGACGUGGUCCCGGACAUGGACGACCGAUCCACUUGCCUCGUACCCCCACCGUGA
This is a messenger RNA of Peniophora sp. CBMAI 1063, 1209 nucleotides long. The record is from the annotation of a GenBank genome assembly. NCBI's taxonomy places the organism in Eukaryota, Fungi, Basidiomycota, Agaricomycetes, Russulales, Peniophoraceae.